Salvia miltiorrhiza (redroot sage) is the source of this 1698-nucleotide messenger RNA. Its product is annotated as putative late blight resistance protein homolog R1B-16. The record is from RefSeq and is a predicted model, not a curated record. Gene Ontology annotation, biological process: defense response to other organism. The transcript has a single exon. Bases 1 to 1698 code for a protein of 565 amino acids. Lineage: Eukaryota; Viridiplantae; Streptophyta; Magnoliopsida; Lamiales; Lamiaceae. Gene Ontology annotation, molecular function: ADP binding.
AUGGCUUAUGAAGCUCUUGAUAACCUGAAACAAACCUUAGAUCUGAUCCUAGAAUACCAUGACAAUCUCGUCACUCAUUCUGUAAAACAAGAAAUUUUAUCCAUCGGCGUCCAAGCUGCUGUCUUGCAGUUGAAUCUCAAACAUUAUCCAAACAAAGAAAAAAUCAGAGAGGCAGCGAAUACAGCAUAUGAGAUUAUCCAAUAUUUCUUUUUUGGAGAAUAUCUUUCAGAUUGCGGAUCGACUGAGCCGACAGCCAUACUUGCAAAAAAGCUGAGGGAACUAGCACAGAGACUGCAGUCAACCGUUGGAGAUGUGGUGGAUUACAUCAAGGGUAAGGCAUCAGUCAGCAGCAUAACUGAUUCUCCUGCUGUUGGUUCAUCAUCAAGAUCAGCAAUCACAAGCAGCGAAGAUGACUUUGUUGUUGGUGUUGAUAAAGAUGUGAAAGUGAUCAUAAAUCGGCUUUUGGAGGGAUCUACCAGACUACGGGUCCUCCCUAUUGUUGGAACGGGAGGCAUUGGUAAGACCACACUUGCUAAAAUUGUUUAUAAUGAUCCUUCCAUUAUCAAAACUUUUAAGUGUGGUUGGGUCACAAUAUCACAAGAUUAUAAUAUAGGAACUAUUGCUUUACAUCUCCUAGCUUCCAUUAAAGGGAUGUCAGCUGUUAGGAAGAUUCUUAUCGAUUCCUUAAUUCGCGAAUACCUCCACAACAACAGAUAUCUGAUUGUAGUAGACGACAUUUGCAGUAAGAAGGCUUGGGAUGAUGUAAAGAUGUUGUUUCCUGAAAAUGAUGAAGGAAGUCGGAUCAUGGUAACAACAAGGCUACAAGAUGUGGCUGCUUAUGUUCGCUAUUCUAGCUCCAUUCACAUGAUGCGUUUGUUGGAUGCGCGUGAUAGUUGGAAUCUACUAAAGCAGAAGGUAUUUGGAGAUGAAGACUUCCCCAUUGAAUUGGAAGACAUUGGGACCAAAAUUGCUAAAGGUUGUGGAGGGCUACCCCUUGCAAUUUUGCUGGUGGCAGGAAUUCUGUCUAAGAUUCUUAAAAGUCGUAACUUGUGGAAGAAAAUUGCGGCGAAUGACACGCAGCUUGAGACAAUAAUUGGUUUGAGUUAUAACCACUUACCUAAUCAUUUGAAGCCAUGUUUUUUAUAUAUUGCUGGCUUUCCAGAAGAUCAGGAGAUUCGUGUUACUGAACUUGUUAAUCUUUGGAUAUCUGAAGGUUUUGUAACAAGUUCGAGUGGAUCUAAAAGCUUGGAAGAGGAGGCAGAAGAUUAUUUGGAGGAUCUUGUCGAGAGAAGUCUAGUUUUGGUCACCAAUAGGAAGUUUGAUGGGAAAAUAAAAAGUUGCAGCAUUCAUGAUAUUGUGAGGGAAUUUUGUGUAAGGCAGGCUGCAAAAGAGAAGGUAAUUCUUUCUAUUAUGGAUUACUUACCUACUCCUAUCCUGCGAAAGCAUUUUGUUCCACGUCUCAUAAAAGAUCAUCAUAGAAUAAGUGCUAGUUCGUAUGAUCUACAUCUCAAGGACUAUGUGCAUAGCUCACACAUCCGUACCAUAAUAUGUAUUCCGAAGAAAGGGUAUAGAUCUGAGGGUGUUGUAGAGAAAUUUAGUUCACUGAGGGUCCUUCAUGUUUUGCGACGUCAACGACUAGUCAACUCUAGGAUCAACGGACAUGUCUUCUCUUAUCUUAGCUGUUUGGCAUUAAUGUGA